This is a messenger RNA of Spinacia oleracea (spinach), 1213 nucleotides long. RefSeq names its product phosphoglycerate mutase-like protein 4. Gene Ontology annotation, molecular function: phosphatase activity. Gene Ontology annotation, cellular component: cytoplasm; cytosol. The record is from RefSeq and is a predicted model, not a curated record. The transcript has 7 exons. Bases 227 to 946 code for a protein of 239 amino acids. NCBI's taxonomy places the organism in Eukaryota, Viridiplantae, Streptophyta, Magnoliopsida, Caryophyllales, Amaranthaceae.
CAAUACUCAAAAUAAUGAUCUACCACUAUUAUGUGGGAUGCAUUGUGUCACUAACUCAGUCAUUCAUGUCGAAUAUUCUUGUUUUUCCAGAAUCUUAACCUCGAAAUAAAACUCAAGUCCAUCCACUAUUUCUACGAGUAAUUCACAAUUAUUCUUUAACCGGUCAAAAAUUAUCAGCAAAGACAUUAACAAUUCACGCAAAUUCAUUUACCGUACUCAUAUCACAAUGUCCGAUUCUCAUUCCAGGGUUUCAGUGGAAACUUAUGGGAAUGGCUCAAUUGAUCCUUUUUGCACGGAGGUCAUCGUGGUUCGUCAUGGAGAAACUGAUUGGAAUGCUAUUGGCAAAAUGCAGGGGCAAUUGGAUGUUGAGUUAAAUGAGAUUGGGAGACAGCAAGCAGUUGCGGUUGCUGACCGACUAUCAAAGGAGCCUAAUAUAUCUGCUGUAUAUUCAUCUGAUCUGAAGAGGGCUCUUGAGACUGCAGAGACAAUAGCAUCAAGAUGUGGUGGACUUGAGGUUAUAACAGACAAAGACCUGCGUGAAAGGCAUUUGGGAGAUCUGCAAGGACUUGUUUAUCAAGCAGUAGCAAAGCUUAACCCUAAAGCUAAUGAAGCAUUUAAGUCUCACAGAACAGAUCAAGAAAUCCCGGGUGGAGGUGAAAGUCGUGACCAGCUGUAUAAACGGUGUACGUCUUCGUUACAGAGAAUUGGUGAAAACCAUAGAGGGCAACGAGUUGUCGUAGUCAGCCAUGGGGGCGCCAUAAGAUCACUAUUUAACCGGGCUGCAGCCAAAGGACAACACCCAGGGAAAAUAUCUAAUACAUCGGUUGGUGUAAUUCAGCUAUAUGACGGGGACAAGUGGUCCAUCAAAUCAUGGAACGAUGUUAGUCAUCUCAAACAAACCGAAUUUCUAGAGUCAGGUUUUGGUGGGGAUGCUUCUUCAGGCUAGCUCAUUCGUGUUUUGAUUUAGACUAGUGAUUCUGUGCAAGAAACGUUGACCACAUGAUUUUAGUUACCUUGAUCAUGUGAGUUACCAACUUACCUAGUAUUGUAAUUGGAAACUCGUCAAUUAGACCUGAUGAACAGAAAUUCUGCUAUGUAGUACCCAUUGUGUGUGCUCCGAGUCGAAGACCAUGUACUAUAGAUUGAUGUAAAGACCCUGAUAACUGAUUCCUUUACUCGUAAUAAAAUAUGGAGUACGAGUAUAUUGAUGAUA